Messenger RNA from Strongylocentrotus purpuratus (purple sea urchin), 3532 nucleotides. It is a transcript of the gene edem3, whose product is annotated as ER degradation-enhancing alpha-mannosidase-like protein 3. The transcript has 20 exons. NCBI's taxonomy places the organism in Eukaryota, Metazoa, Echinodermata, Echinoidea, Camarodonta, Strongylocentrotidae. Bases 112 to 3486 code for a protein of 1124 amino acids. Gene Ontology annotation, cellular component: endoplasmic reticulum; membrane. Gene Ontology annotation, molecular function: mannosyl-oligosaccharide 1,2-alpha-mannosidase activity; calcium ion binding. Gene Ontology annotation, biological process: endoplasmic reticulum mannose trimming; mannose trimming involved in glycoprotein ERAD pathway; carbohydrate metabolic process. The record is from RefSeq and is a predicted model, not a curated record.
CUGGUCUGCAUCUGCAUCUGUAUGAUAUUUCAAAAUGGGAGAUUAGCAAUCAAACGAUAUUAUUUCUUUUCCAUCACUCUCUGGCCCUAAACCUCACAGCCGAGUGGCAGCAUGAAGAGCUCUGUAUCAUUCAAUCUUUGUUUUGCCUUCCUGUUGUUUGGAGAAUUUGCGACUGGAACAGGAAAUGUUGAUAAAAAGGCUCGCAGGGAAGAGGUUCUGGAGAUGUUUAGCCAUGCCUAUGACUCCUACAUGACAUAUGCCUACCCAGCGGAUGAAUUGAUGCCACUCAGCUGUAAAGGCCGGGUCAGAGGUCGCGAGCCAAACCGUGGGGACGUGGACGAUGCACUCGGAAACUUCUCUCUAACACUGAUCGACACCCUGGAUUCUCUAGCCCUUCUUGGUUUACUUGAUGAAUUUGAAGAUGCCGUCAAGAAGGUCAUAGCCGACGUCACCUUCAACUCAGAUGUUGUGGUAUCUGUAUUUGAGACUAAUAUCAGAGUUGUUGGGGGUCUUCUUGGAGGGCACGUGGCAGCCUUAGAUCUUCAGGAACACCAUGGUGUGAUGGAGUGGUACAAGGAUGAGCUACUUCAGAUGGCCAAGGAAGUAGGCUACCGUCUCCUGCCGGCCUUCAAUACAUCCACAGGUGUCCCAUAUCCAAAGGUGAACCUGAAACAUGGCCUUGGUAAGGGGCGUCCUGAGAGAGACACCUGUACGGCCUGUGCUGGUACCAUGCUCCUCGAGUUCUCUGCUCUGAGCCGCCUCUCCGGUGACCCCAUCUUUGAGGAGAAAGCGAGGAGUGUAAUGCAGACCCUGUGGUCUAAGAGGCAGCGUACAAGUAACUUAGUUGGGACCGUCAUUAACAUUCACACUGGAGAUUGGGUCAGGAGAGAAAGUGGAGUUGGUGCUGGCAUUGACUCCUACUAUGAAUACUUGUUAAAAGGUUACAUUCUGCUCGGAGAUGACUCGUAUCUUGACAAAUUUAAUACACAUUAUGAAGCUAUACAGCGCUAUAUAAGCGACGGUCCACUCCUCAUGGAUGUCCAGAUGCACCGCCCCCAUGCAAGGUCAAGAAACUUUAUGGACUCUCUCCUUGCAUUCUGGCCAGGUCUACAGGUUCUAUUUGGUGAUAUUGAGCCAGCUAUAGAGACACAUGAAAUGCUGUACCAGGUCACACAGAGACAUAACUUUCUUCCAGAGGCAUUCACUCCACAGUAUGAUGUUUAUUGGGGACAGCAUCCCUUGAGGCCAGAGUUUAUUGAGAGCACAUACAUGCUAUACAAGGCCACCAGUGACCCAUACUACUUAGAGGUUGGAGAGAACAUCAUUGAAGCCCUCCAGAAUCAUGCCCGUGUCCACUGUGGCUUUGCAGGCAUCAAAGAUGUACGGACAGGCAGCCAUGAAGAUAGGAUGGAUUCCUUUGUGUUGGCUGAGACAUUCAAAUACCUCUACCUGCUGUUUGCAGAGCCUAAAGAUCUAGCCAUCAACGUGGACAACUAUCUCUUCACCACCGAGGCCCAUCUUCUUCCCCUCUCACUCUCCAAGUUCAAGGCGGAGCAGACCAAUACCAGCGUGCAAUUCAAUGGGACAUCCGAGACCGAUGAUGGCCUAACAACGUCCGUGGUGCUGGACCGGUCCUGCGCCAAUCACAAAUACCUCUUCCCAGGUGGAAGCACCUACGCUCAAGCUCUCAGGGAUCCACUCAAAAAGUCCAAAAAUGUCCAGAGCUCCCAGUGCCCCAGCAGUCAGCAGCCAGCUACUCCUGUUUCGGAUGCACCGCGUCUAAAAGCUGCCGAGUUUGUGCCAGGGAACCCAGAUCACAUGCAGCAGCUCAAUAAGAUGGGUAUUAGACUACUCACUAUGAAAGAUGGGCGUGUUCAGCUCAUGCACACUGCUACCAAUGCUGUGACAACACAGGCAGCGGAGGAGGGUGCUCUCUUUAUGCAGGAGAUGAUAGAGCUCUCAAAGAGUCAACAAGCAGAAGUUGCUGAGAACCAUCCAAGGGUCGUCCAGAUCAUGGCUCCAUCCAUACUGAAGAACAUGGUGCUAGCCGCUGGACCAGCUCAGUUUGGCAUGGAUCUCAAUGAAAACUUUGCUGCUGUGGGAGAAUUGGUUGUAGCAGAUCCGUUCACAGCGUGUAGCGGUAUCACCAAUGGACAUCUCAUGCAGGGCAAGAUUAUCAUCAUGUCCAGAGGGGAAUGCAUGUUUGUUGAUAAGGCAAGGCACCUGCAAAAGUUCGGCGCCCACGGCGGCAUCGUCAUCGACAACGUCCCCGACACCAGCAGCGACACGGCGGCCAUGUUUGCCAUGUCUGGAGAUGGGACGGACGAUGUCAACAUCCCCAUGGUGUUCCUGUUCUCCAAGGAAGGCAAGCUACUCCUCAAUGCUAUCCAGGAACAUGGAGUGGUCGAGGUGCUUCUCCUGGACAAGGCUAAGACCCUCAAUGAACUGAAUGAGAUCUGGACCCACUUUCAUAACAAGGAACCAGACAGCUCUCCAUUCCAGAUCCGAGCCAAGGUGGAGGAGGGCGUCGCCCAGGCGUCGUCUGUCGGGGAGGAAGAGCAGGCUCAGUUCAUCGACCUUGAUGAUGACACCUACGAUGAGGACGGUGACGAGGAGUACGAGUGUCCAGCCCGGAAUGUUGUUGACCAGUCAGUGGAUACCAGCCAGCAGUUUUCCAAUUACCUACAGGAGAUCACCCAUUUCGCCCUUACCAAGAGCGAUAUCGACAAGGUUUUGUCCCAGCUGCAGAACGUUGAAGGUCUCGGGGAGGACUUCGCGGAGGUCGUGAAAGCCAAGUUGGAGGAGAUCAUGAAAGAGUACAAGAAUGUCAAUGGGGAAUUCCGAGAGCGUGUAGAGCAGAGUGGGAAUGGAGCCAUCUUCGAAUCCAGUGCGUCCCCAAGCGUACUGCAGAUGGCCUUUGACACCAUCUGGAAGCAGUACCUAGAGACGGAGGAAGGACAGGUCCUCCAGGGCCAGAGAGCAGACAGUGCCUUCAAGCACAAGAUGGACUCCUACAACAACUUCCAAGUCAAUGCUGAACUGCUGGAUGCGCUGGGAGACGUACCCAAAGAGACAAUCAACAGAGUAGUGCAGGAUUACAUCAAACUUGAAAACAUCAGGUUACAGUAUGAUGCUGUAAAUCCUAUUCAUAAUGUGGAGGAUGACCAACAUAUAGCCCAAUCAGUGACGUUAGAUUCAAACCAAGAAUCAAGUAGGACUAAGCUUUCAAGUGGUGGCAAUAUAGAAGAAGAGGUUGAUAUGGACAACUCAAAUGCUGCUGCCUCUUCCCAUUUAGGUUCCACUUCAGACAGUCCACAAAGUGGCAGCCAUAUAUCACAGCAACAGGAGACUGUUGUAGAUCCACAGUCUCAGCAGAGAGAGUUGCAGCAACGGAUGCAGCAACUCCAGCAACAAAUGGAAGAAAAUCAGGAGAACGUUGACAGGACUCCAGAUGACUCUGAACAACCAUCCAAAGUUGAGCUUUAAAACCAACAUAAAGAAUUCAUCAUUUUAUCUUCUAUCAUAUGGAAGU